GAGGGGACUAGUAGUACUGACUACCCGAAAAGCCGUUUCAGACAGAAUUCUGAGUGUUUUCUCUCGUUGUCCCUCAAAAAUGCCCCCCAAAUUAACUCCCAAAAACUAACUCCACAAACCACCCCUUCUCUCUCUCUCUCUCUCUCUCUGUGUUCCCUCUUUUUUUCUAACACAGUUGCGAAGCGUUUCUCUUUGGCCACUCUCUGCCCCAAACAAAACGACGCCGUUCCUAGGGUUUUUGGCGAAUUCAAUCACUCUCAACCCAGCUCCAUAACCGGAUUUCUACUCCAUCUUCGGUUUUCCACCUUCGGUGAUCUCUCUCUCUCUCUCUCUCUCUCUCUCUCUCUCUCUCUCUCAGAGUAGCUUUUGCAUUCUGUAAUUUGCGGCAAAACGUCGCCGUGGCUGUCGCCUUUAUAGUUCGUUUUCCGAGCGAGGAAAAAGAAAGGGUUCCUUUUGUUUGCGAAUCACUGUGCAAUUCUCAUCCAAUCUUACCUGAGCAUUUUUCCCAAACUUAUUCGACGCCGGCAAUUUGAGUGUGGGAUGGAUAGUGCAUUCAGUGAGCAGAUACUUGCCGACAAGCUUUCUAAGCUUAACAGCACUCAGCAGUGUAUCGAAACUUUGUCACAUUGGUGUAUCUUUCACCGAAGCAAAGCUGAACUGGUUGUUACAACAUGGGAGAAACAGUUCCAUAAGUCACAGAUGGUUCAGAAAGUUCCCCUCCUUUAUCUCGCAAAUGACAUCCUUCAGAACAGCAGGCGCAAAGGAAAUGAAUUUGUUACUGAGUUUUGGAAAGUUCUUCCUUCAGCGCUUAAAGAUGUACGCGAGAAAGGUGAUGAUCAUGGAAAGAAUGUGGUUUCCAGAUUGGUGGACAUAUGGGAAGAGAGAAAAGUAUUUGGGUCUCGUGCAAAGAGCCUCAAAGAAGUAAUGCUUGGGGAAGAAGUGCCUCCACCCUUGGAGCUCAGCAGUAAAAAACGCUCACGUUCUGUUAAAGUUGUAAAAAAGGAUUCACGUUCUACAAAAACGAAACCUUCUAUUGGAGGUACAGCUGAAAAGAUUGUUUCAGCAUUUCAGACAUUACUCGGUGAACCCAACGAAGAUGCAGAAACAAGCAAAUGCAAGUCUGCAGUUCACCAUAUAAGGAAGUUGGAGAAAGAUGUUGAUGUUGCCUGUGCUGAUGUUAAGGAUCCAAAGCGGAAAAUUUUAGCCAAGGAACUGGAGGAGGAAGAAAAUGUUCUGAAGCAGUGUAUUGAGAAACUUAAAUUGGUUGAAGCAAAUAGAGUAGCUCUUCUGUCACAGUUAAGAGAAGCUCUGAAUGAACAGGAAUCUGAACUGGAGAGUGUUCGAACGCAGAUGCAGGUAGCACAGGCACAGGCAGAGGAAGCCAGCAACAUGCGGAAAAGGCUUGAUGAUGAGGAGUAUGUGAUAAAACCAUCAGCUGCAACCAUCUCAUCCACUGAUGCAAAUGCUAAAGCAGGACAAAUGCAUAGGAAGUCAGCUGCAGCCAUUGCAGCUGAGGUUGCAGACAAGCUUGCAGCUUCUACCUCUUCACAGUUAAUAAUGUCUUCUGUUCUUUCUUCUUUUGCUGCUGAAGAGGCAAAGAAUGCGGGUCUAAUAAAGGCCUCCACAUCGUCAAGUUCAUUCACUUCUGUGGCCAUGAGUUUGGGCAUGGAUUCAAUGUCUAAAUCAGAAAAGUCUAUACCAGUUUCGGAUCCUAAUGUUUUUAUGUCAGCACAGCUGCUUACUGCACCAGCGCCACCAAAUCAUUCCUAUCAGUCAGUUUUGGUUCCCCAGCCAACAGUGCAGAACCAAGCUCCAACUUCACAGGCUCAAUAUCACUUACUCUCUAACCCGACCUCCCAACAGUAUUUACAGCCAUCUGGGGGGGUCAUGGCUCCAUACGGUUACGGUAGUAGCAUGCCAAACUUGCCUCCAGGACCACCCCAACCCCCACCUCAUAUGGUGAGUCCGAUGGUACCUUUGGGCCAGCAGCCCUUGCAGCUCAGUCAGCAACAGCCAAUGUCAUUAGCUCAGCCACCGCCAUCAAUUACACAGCAAUCACAGCAGCCCCCAGCAGCUCCUAGCUUUCGGCCACUUCAGCCCCCAGGAAUGGCUUAUUAUGGUAACAUUCAUGCUUCUCAAUAAAACUAAAUUAUUUAGGUUGACUGUAGAAUGAGUGUGACCUUGUCUUUAGAAAACAGCUUCUUGCUAAAUCAGCAUUUUUGUUGUCCAAAUUGUUCUGUUGAGAUAUCUGUUUCAGAGGUUGGACACCAUUUGUAUUGCCCUCCUAUGAUGAAAAUUUUCCUAUGACACAUUUCAUUUUC
This is a messenger RNA of Ziziphus jujuba (common jujube), 2321 nucleotides long. RefSeq lists its product as uncharacterized. Bases 541 to 2142 code for a protein of 533 amino acids. The record is from RefSeq and is a predicted model, not a curated record. Lineage: Eukaryota; Viridiplantae; Streptophyta; Magnoliopsida; Rosales; Rhamnaceae. Gene Ontology annotation, cellular component: RNA polymerase II, holoenzyme. The transcript has 8 exons. Gene Ontology annotation, biological process: mRNA 3'-end processing. Gene Ontology annotation, molecular function: RNA polymerase II complex binding.